This is a messenger RNA of Penicillium cosmopolitanum, 330 nucleotides long. RefSeq lists its product as uncharacterized. The transcript has a single exon. The coding region runs from base 1 to 330 and encodes 109 amino acids. The record is from RefSeq and is a predicted model, not a curated record. Lineage: Eukaryota; Fungi; Ascomycota; Eurotiomycetes; Eurotiales; Aspergillaceae.
AUGCUGAUCGACGAAGCACCAGAAAAGUUCAACAACUGGAAUGGCAAUAGCUGGGGCACCAACACAUUAAAGGCAUCGCGCAUUUUUGGCCCGAUUCUCACCCAGCGAUUCAUUGGCUCAUGGAAUGGGAUACCCCUAUACAUUGAGGUCUGGCCUCUCUUGAACUCCACCCUUACGGGAACUGAGUACUUCAUUGAAGCUUCUUUCAAGACGAAGAGUCGGAAUACAGCCUCAGCCGAGAAGGAAAAAUUGGCCGAGUUCUUGGAGAGUAAGGGUUGGUUUCUUGCACACGAGUCGCUAAAGACGCAGCUUAUUAUUCAGCGCUACUGA